Messenger RNA from Asparagus officinalis (garden asparagus), 1267 nucleotides. RefSeq names its product protein LOW PSII ACCUMULATION 1, chloroplastic. The coding region runs from base 45 to 989 and encodes 314 amino acids. The transcript has 5 exons. The record is from RefSeq and is a predicted model, not a curated record. Lineage: Eukaryota; Viridiplantae; Streptophyta; Magnoliopsida; Asparagales; Asparagaceae.
GAAACUAGAAAAUAUUUGGAGAAAAUUAAAGACACUCAACAGGCAUGGCUGCAUUAUCUCCUCCUCAAAUCUCCUUCCUCGUCCCCUCAUUUCCUAACCCUAAUUCGAUCCGUACUCACAAGAUACCACCUUUCUCCCCAAAAUCGAAGAAAGGCGCCGCCUUUUCUCCUCGAACUGUUCGCUGCUCGGCGGCGAACAAGCCCUCGCCGUCCGCUGAGGUCAGCUCAACAGCAAAGAUAAGAAGUGAAGUGCUCUCUCCUUUUCGUUCUGUCCGCAUGUUCUUUUAUCUCGCUUUCAUCGCAAGUGCUGGUCUCGGAGGCUUAAUAACAACCCCAAGGCUAAUAUCAGCUUUAGCAAAUUCAUCAAGAUCAUCAGAACUACCUGAGGUUUUAAAUAGUCUCGGUAUAGAUCUCGGAGCAGUUCUAAUAUUUGCCUUUCUCUACUCAAGGGAAAAUAAUGCCAAAAACGCACAAGUGUCAAGGCUAUUGAGAGAAGAAAGACUUUCAAAACUUAAGCUGAGGUUAGAUGAGAAUAAGAUCAUUUCUGUUAAUUCUUUGAGAGGAAUUGCUCGGUUGGUUAUUCUUGCGGGUCCUGCUUCUUUUAUUGAAGAGUCUUUUAAUCGUAGCAAACCUUUCACUGAAGGACUCAUUGAACGUGGGAUAUUGGUGGUUCCUUUUGCGACAGAUGGGGAAAAUUCUGUUUUUGAAUUUGAAGAGAGUGAUGAAGAGGGCGUUAUUGCUGAAAGAAAAAAGAGGCUAUGGCAGCUUACCCCUAUUUAUACUUCUGAAUGGGCCAACUGGAUAGAUGAACAGAAGAAAUUGGCUAAAGUCUCCUCAGAUUCUCCAGUGUACCUUUCGUUACGAUUGGAUGGUCGCGUUCGUGGCAGUGGGGUUGGUUAUCCUCCAUGGAAUGCUUUUGUUGCACAGUUACCGCCAGUAAAGGGUAUUUGGUCUGGGCUCCUCGAUGGCAUGGAUGGACGUGUACUAUAACAUUCGUUUUAUUAAUUUAUAGGUGUGACACGGGACGACGCCAACCAAAACUGAAGGGCGUCUCGGAGUUUUCCCCAGCGACGCACCCUUCACUGUGUGACCGUAUAUGUAAACACUGUCAAAGAUACGCGAAACGUUAUACGCGAUGAAUAGUGUGUUUCAAAAUGGAGGUUGGAGAUCAUUAACAUUGAACAAUUUUAUUUUGCACGUUUGUUGUCUUGAAAGAGUGGGUUUUCUUUGAAAAUACAUGGCAUGUAUGUGCAUCCCUUUAAACUCAA